AGGAGGAGGGGGGGAGUGUAGCAAAGCAAAGCUAGGAACAACAAGGAGAGAGUCGGGGAGGGAUUAUCAGUGCACUAUGCUUAUCUACAUGUGAUAUGGUUGCGAACAAAAGUAUCCAAAGGUUUUUUAUUUUCACCCGGAGCUCAGCGGUUUGACAACCACAUGAAGGCCCGGAUCAAUCUAAGUUUAUGUUAGCAGUGUGACGUGAGUUAGCUCCCGCUGCUAGCUAACUCCUGCGGCUGACUUCAAACAACUUGUCAACAGCCGAUCGAUCCUGGACGAGGACUCGGGACUGUUUUCGCUCCGUGUUUAUUUUAGCCUGUUUCUCGUAGCGUAAAAACCUCCAGAAGCAGCAGCAGCAGCACUAUUGGGAGAGCAGUGGAACUAUGAUGGCAACGUGACAGGAGGGGAGCCGCUGAGUCAGCUUCAACAGGAACCAUGGAAUGGUUUCAGCAAACUGCCACAGAGCAGCACGACAGGGUGAACGGCCACUGCAAGCCCAAAUCCCCCCAGGACACGGCUGACGUCAGGUGGACACCACCAGAGGGAGAGUCUGGAGGUUCGGACAGCUGUGGGGGGACUAGUGUUUCGGAGCUGACAGACUUGCAAGAGUUAAAGGCCAGGGAAAGUGAGGAUGAAGAGGACAAGGAGGAGAAGGAGGUAGUUCCUCCCUCUAAAGGCCUGAAAGGGGACCAGAAGAAAAAAGAGAAAGAGAGUCCGGAUCAGGAGGAGAACAAUCACAGUAAGCAAAACAGCAGUGCAGCAACUAGCUACACAGACCUGUCCCAUACCUCAUCGCCCUCGCUGUCAGAACAGCUGCGUCUUGGCCGAGAAGACAGCACAGGGUCUGGGAUCAGCGUGGAGUGUAAGGUCUGCGGGGACAAGGCCUCGGGCUUCCACUAUGGUGUGCAUGCCUGUGAAGGUUGCAAGGGCUUUUUCCGACGAACCGUGCGGAUGAAACUGGAAUAUGAUCGCUGCGAGCGGUCCUGCAAGAUUCAGAAGAAGAACCGUAAUAAGUGCCAAUAUUGUCGCUUCCAGAAGUGCCUGUCUUUGGGAAUGUCCCAUGAUGCGAUCCGAUAUGGACGUAUGCCUGAGGCGGAGAGGAAGAAGCUGGUGGCAGGGCUGCUUGCAGAGGAACUGAACCUCAGCAAACCAGGUGGCUCAGACCUGAAAUCCUUGGCCAAACAAGUCAACACAGCCUACUUGAAGAACCUCAGUAUGACCAAGAAGAGGGCCCGCACAAUCCUGUCGGGCAAAACCAGCAGCACCUCGCCGUUUGUGAUCUACGACAUGGACACACUCUGGAAGGCAGAAAGUGGUUUGGUAUGGAGCCAGUUAGUUCCUGGUGCACCCCUAACCAAAGAGAUCGGGGUCCAUGUGUUCUACCGCUGCCAGUGCACCACAGUGGAGACGGUGCGAGAGCUCACCGAGUUUGCCAAGUGCAUUCCGGGGUUUGUAGACCUCUACCUUAAUGACCAGGUGACUUUGCUGAAGUAUGGUGUGCAUGAGGCUAUUUUUGCCAUGCUGCCCUCUCUCAUGAACAAAGAUGGACUGUUGGUAGCCAAUGGUAAAGGCUUUGUGACCAGGGAGUUCCUGCGCAGCUUAAGAAAGCCCUUCAGUGAGAUCAUGGAGCCCAAGUUUGAGUUUGCUGUCAAGUUUAAUGCCCUGGAGCUGGAUGACAGUGACCUGGCCCUGUUUGUUGCUGCCAUUAUUCUCUGUGGAGAUCGUCCCGGGCUAAUGAACGUGAAGCAGGUGGAGCAGAGUCAAGACAACAUCCUCCAGGCCCUGGACCUCCACCUACAAGCAAACCACUCUGACUCAGUCUACCUCUUCCCCAAGCUGCUGCAGAAGAUGGCUGACCUCCGUCAGCUAGUUACUGAGAACGUUCAGCUUGUCCAAAAGAUCAAAAAGACUGAGUCGGAGACCUCGCUCCACCCUCUACUACAGGAGAUCUACAAAGACAUGUAUUAGUGUUCUCCAGCACAGACUGCUUUUAGCAAUACUGUUACAGACUGAAUUCACAUUCAUGAUACUACACUGCAUUCAGUACAAGCACUGUUCCAUGUACGGGCGUGGAUUUUAACGUGCAGAUGAGGCAAAGUCACGUGGUAGGGCUAACACAAUCAGCAAAGUCUUCUCAAUGUCAGCAUUACCCUCAGCACAGUUGUGUGUGAGUGUGUGUGUGUGAGAGUGUGAGAGUUAAGCAUCUGGAAUCAUUUGCUUCAGGUCCUAGUUUCCCACAAUGGUCACUUAACAGAGAGAAUGAUUUGUUUUCUCACCGAGGCUGCUCCUGUUACAUUCUAAUAGCAAAGCUGACCCCAGAGCGGCGUCUAUAGAGAGCUUCUCCUCACUCACCUCGGCUCUGUGUUUGUCUGCGAAGGGAAAGCAUUUCAUGUUCUUACACCAAUGGCAUAGUCGAAACAGAAAAGAGCAGUCAUUUUGUACUGUGCAGGAGUUUCUAUAUGAUGCCAGUGUCUUUGGUAGAGUGAUUGUUCUCAGGCUUUUGGUAAAGCUGAAGAUGCACAAAUUGGUUUUUGUUUACAUCAUCGCCGUCAUCAUCAUCAUCAUCAUCAUCAUCAUCAUCAUCAUCAUCAACAUCAACUGCUACUUUGCCAUUUGGUUAAUAGAACACAAACUGGGCUGGCUCCAGCAGUGUAGAGCUCUCUCAAAGCACCUGUCUGUGCAAUACCUUUUUCAUUUUUCAAUAAAUGUGGAGAUCCGAGUUAUAUAGGUUUUGUCUUAAAGCCAUCUACCCAAGUGGUAACUAAUGGACUAUGCUGCACAGAUUUUGUCUCUGAAGCUGACACUAUAAACACAUGACCCAUUGAAGUACAAGGGACCGCAUGUUUGUUUUUGUUUUUUCUUUUGACAUGCAAAUUAUCAUUAAUUUGCCAUUUUCAGUUUUUUUUCCUUAGUUUAUUCUUUGUAAUUAUGUUACUAAUUAUUUGUAAUUGUUGAUCAUAUUUGUAAGGGCAAAACAUGAAUUACCAUCUUGUUUUAUGUAUUAAGUAUAUGUCUUCUUUCAUAUUACAUGCCUGCCUAUUUAGGUUGUACCAAAUAUAUCGUCAAGCAUACCAACAAAUGUUUCCUUGAUGAGGAAUUUGGAUUUUUACACCUUAGCAGGAUUUACUUAAAACCAGCACACUGUCCCACGAUGUCAUUAUUGGAAAAAAUUGAUGAUUAGAAAUCCAGCAUCUGGCAUCACAAGUCGUUUCUGUAUUCACCUGAGAUAUCACCACAGUCCUUGAUUACUACCCUUUUUGUGUGCAGUCUGAUUUGUCAUGUUUGGAGAGCCACCAAGUGUAACAGCCUUACAAUACUGUAGCCAGGAUUCAUACGUAUCCAACUGUUUUUCUUUCCCUUAUAUUCUGCAGGACUUCUUUUUCCACUGUACUCUGAAUGGACUUUAGUAUGUCAGCACUGGUGCACACUGUCCACCUUCAGAAGUCUCCUCUUGUGCUCUUAAUCUGUCUUGAUCCCUAUCUACCUCUAAUGUAUGAUAUGUGACAUUA
Epinephelus moara (kelp grouper) is the source of this 3512-nucleotide messenger RNA. It is a transcript of the gene ppardb, whose product is annotated as peroxisome proliferator-activated receptor delta b. The coding region runs from base 439 to 1971 and encodes 510 amino acids. Lineage: Eukaryota; Metazoa; Chordata; Actinopteri; Perciformes; Serranidae. Gene Ontology annotation, biological process: negative regulation of inflammatory response; hormone-mediated signaling pathway; regulation of lipid metabolic process. Gene Ontology annotation, cellular component: nucleus. The transcript is spliced from 8 exons. The record is from RefSeq and is a predicted model, not a curated record. Gene Ontology annotation, molecular function: RNA polymerase II cis-regulatory region sequence-specific DNA binding; zinc ion binding; nuclear receptor activity.